Messenger RNA from Aspergillus calidoustus, 3965 nucleotides. Lineage: Eukaryota; Fungi; Ascomycota; Eurotiomycetes; Eurotiales; Aspergillaceae. The record is from the annotation of a GenBank genome assembly.
CGAGCAAGUGACCAUCUCCUGUGAUGCUCGCGGCCAUCUUCUGGUUAUUACCAUAUUCUUUCCUCUUUAUCUCUGUUACACAAAGGAGAGAGCCCUAGAGGGACUUGAGGCUUUGUCGCCGCAGUAUCCGCCUCCAGCGCCGCUUGCUCUUUCAGCUCCUUUCGGCCUUGCCAGGAGGGCCCGAACCACAGAGCGAUCAGUACUUGAACAAUUGAAUAUUUGUUUCUUGCUGAGAACUGUCUUUCAAACUCUGGUUCUUGAUAUAUACUACGGUACUUUACUAUGGCAUCCCCUGCUACGUAUGACAAUGGCGAGGGCUCGUCAUCCCCGAAUCGUCGGUCUUCUCCGAUCGCGGCCUCCACGCACCGCUCAGGUUCUCCGGUGACAGAUGCCUCUGUACGGCAAGCCUCCAUUGCUCGGCUCGCAUCUCCAGUACCUUCCGUACCCAACUCCUUCUCAUCGAGACAGGUCCCGGUUCCGGCUCCUACAGAUACAACUCAAGAUCUUCCCAAAAUCGAUAAUGUCUCAUCUCUACCUGGGCCUGGGCAAUCCAUGAUUGCGUCUGCUCUUCAGAACAGCCUUGGCCGAUCUCCGCCGAGAUUCGAAUCGUCUCCCAGACGGACGGCAUCCCCUGCAUUCAAUCAGAGCGUUCAAGUUAGGUCGAAUUAUGGCUCGUUUGGUCCUGGGUCGUUCAGAGAGGGAUCGGAGUAUUCUGCAGGCCCGUAUGAAGAUCCGGAGAUCAUCAAAAGGCAUCUAGUGCAACCUGUCGAGAAUGCGGAUACUCAGUACUCGGGGCCUGGGGUUAGCAAUGUAGACGAUGAGUUUUCGAGUCUGCAGCUCCAGGGAGGUGACAUCACAAGACAGGUCUACAGAUGGGCUGAGGAUGCGGAAGAAGGAGGCUCCCUCCGAAAGCCCCAGCGCAGCAGAAGUUUCCAUCUCAACCGUCCUACACCCGAGAACGACACCAUGAAUAUUAACAGCAUUCGCGUACCUGGCGGGUUCCGAAGGGAUUACCUGCGCAGGACAGCAGGAAGCCCUCACCCCGGCGAUCCGGAAGCAAGCGACGGCGCUUCACCUGGUCCGCCUCAGCUACCCACAAGUAGUUUCCUCGAGUUCCUGACACUGUAUGGGCACUUUGCGGGUGAGGAACUGGAAGAAGAUGACGAGGUACUUGGACCUAAUGAGUACUUCUCGUCCGAAUCAUGGGACGAAACCGAUGAACGGGAACCAGGCGAAGAGUCUGCGUUACUUCGUCCCGAUACGCCCGGCAAGAGAAAGCGCAAGCCUCGUGGAGGAACGGGAACAAACACUAGAACCGGAGCUGCUCUUCUCCUGCUAAAGUCAUUCGUUGGCACCGGGGUUUUAUUCUUACCAAGGGCCUUUUUGAAUGGGGGCAUGCUUUUUAGCAGCCUGGUACUGCUGGCCGUUUCGUUACUCAGCUUCUACUGCUUCAUUCUUCUUGUAAAUACGCGACUGAAGAUUGAUGGUUCAUUCGGUGACAUUGGUGGUGCGCUCUACGGAAAACAUAUGCGUCGAAUCAUUCUUGGUUCGAUUGUCCUUAGCCAGCUGGGCUUUGUGUCUGCAUAUAUCGUGUUUACGGCCGAAAAUCUCCAAGCUUUUGUCCUCGCCGUCAGCAACUGCAGGUCUUUCAUUGACAUCAAGUGGAUGGUGUUGAUGCAACUGGUUAUCUUCCUCCCGCUAUCGCUGAUCCGCGAUAUCAGCAAGCUUGGAUUUACCGCCCUCAUUGCGGACUUGUUUAUCUUGCUUGGACUGAUCUAUCUCUUCUACUACGACAUUUUUACGAUAUCUGCGCAGGGUGGUGUUGCCGAUAUUGUAAAGUUCAACCCGGCCACAUGGACACUCUUCAUCGGAACCGCCAUCUUCACCUACGAGGGUAUUGGCCUUAUUAUUCCUAUCCAGGAGUCAAUGAAGCACCCGCAGCAAUUUACCGGUGUCUUGGCUGGUGUCAUGGUGAUCAUCACAAUCGUCUUCCUUUCGGCCGGUGCAAUCAGCUAUGCUGCCUACGGCUCUGCGACCAAAACCGUGGUCAUCCUCAACCUUCCACAAGAUGACAAAUUUGUGAAUGCCGUUCAGUUCCUUUACUCGCUGGCCAUUCUCCUCAGCACCCCACUCCAGCUUUUCCCAGCCAUUCGAAUCAUGGAGAACGAGCUCUUCACGCGAAGCGGCAAGUAUAACCCUCUCAUCAAGUGGAAGAAGAACGGCUUCCGGUUCUUCCUUGUCAUGAUCUGUGCUUUCGUCGCAUGGGGUGGAGCUGAAGACCUUGACAAGUUUGUAUCGCUUGUGGGUAGCUUUGCCUGCGUCCCUUUAAUAUACGUGUACCCGCCUCUUCUGCACCUUAGAGCCUGUGCAUGCUCCCGACGACAAAAGAUCGCAGAUAUAGCCCUUACCAUCUUCGGUAUCGUUAGCUGUAUCUACACUACGUCCUUGACGCUCAACAACUGGAUCAACGGCGAUAACACCAAGGCCCCUGGAUACUGUGACACAUAAUACCAGAGUUAUGCCCGCUCCUCAAUACCACCAUCCUCGUCCCUUCACGAUACUGCCCUGGCUUCCACAUCAGGAGGGGAGCCAGCGUCUAUAGAAUAACAAACAACAUACACAGGUUCCGCGCAGCGAUGCAGUAACCUGAGCUUAUAGUUAGAUUCAAGAUCUCUUUCUCGUUGGCGCACUGGAUUUACCCCGGUUCAUUUUGUGGUACGUUCAAGAUACCUAGCGAUAUUUUGGAUUCCAUGGCGCCAAUAUAACGCUUUAGCCCAUAGCUUAGCUUGCAGCUUUCCUGAAUACUACUUAGAUGGAUCAUAAUCCUCGAGGCUAUUAUGAUGAUUUGUACCUUCUUUAGGCAAUGUGUAACGUAUUAAAAGUACAUUUACUAUAGCACGCAAGGAGCAGGAAAAUAAAUAUCGCCUUCUGACAUGCAAAGACAAAGAAACGCAAACACCUCACCGACCACAGCCACUUACAUUCUCUAUAAGUACAGGGUCUAGCACUAAUAUAUAAGUAACAGUAAGAAUUGCCAGACGAAACCACAUCAAUCCAACCGAAACCAUACCAUUUCACUCGCCUUUCAUUACGCACCAGCCUCAGUAGCCGUCUUACCCUGCUGCGCUCCCUCCGCGGCAAGUUUAGCUUCACGGCCUCCCCACCUGCAUCAUCGAAGCAUGUUAGCAAUAUACUCACGGAAUAACUCAACCCCCGGGAACGCGUAUUGCCUGGCAAAUACAGGGUGGAAGGGAGCAAGGGUCUGGUGCAACAUACUUCCAGUAGUUCAGAUAACGGUAUCCCUGGGUACACUGAGCGGAGAAGUUGAUGGCGUGGCAAGCGAAGAGAAGGUAGUUCUUAGGAGAGACGGCGAGGGCGUAGCGCAUGAAGGUUGCGGAGUAGAUGACCAGGGCGCCGGUCAUUUGGCCGGAGAUGCUGUUGGUUUGAUAACGAGUUAGCUCCGCACUUCAGUGAGGUGAGUACCUCUCUCUUGCUAUGCAACUGGCGAGGGGGAAGUUCUUAUGCUAAAUUGGGACGCACAUUUCAGGGUCCUUCUGUGUAUCCAUCACCGCCGCAACGGGGAUACCGAAGUUGGAGACGGGGCCCCAGAAGUCUAGAUAGGGCAAGUCAUCCGUUAGUUAAUUGCCUUCUCAAAUGCCAAGUCCCUCAGUUAGUGUGCCAUUGCUUCUUCAGGGCGGAGCGUAAUCUAGUCCGCUUCGAUGUUGGCCGGUGUAGGUAUAAUACCACCGCGGACUCUGGCGCGGCCGAUCUCGGGAACCGGAGUGAGAGAAGGGAAAAGCUGGGUUGCAACGUACGUGUUGAGCAAACAUAGUCGGCGACCUUGUUGGACCGGAUCUUUGCAUUGAUUGCCUUGAUUGCGGCGGCCAUCUUGCAGAGCGUGGGGGUGAAUGAAAUGAGACAGCUGCUGGUCGGCGACAGACAGAAACAAGAAUUGGGGACAGUCA